Mesocestoides corti is the source of this 972-nucleotide messenger RNA. The record is from the annotation of a GenBank genome assembly. Lineage: Eukaryota; Metazoa; Platyhelminthes; Cestoda; Cyclophyllidea; Mesocestoididae.
AUGAUCAUCAUCGCCAUCAUCAUUAUGAUUAUGAUUACCAUCACUAUCAUAAUCAUUACCGUCACCAUCAUCGUUAGCACCAUCGCAAUCAUCAUCAUCAUCAUUACGAACACCACUAUGAUCAUCUCCAUCAUCGUCAUCAACAUCGUCAAUACCAUCAUCCCUAACAUGAUGAACAUUAUCAUCACUAUUACUAACAGUAUCAUGACUAUCAUCAUGCAUAUAACUAUUAUCACUACCAUCGUCACCGUCAUCAUCAUCAUUAUCGCCGUCAUUUUCGUCAUCACGAACAUCACUAUCAUAAUCAUCGCCAUGUAUCUCACUACCAUCAAAAUCACUAGCAUAAUUCUCAAGAUUACCAUCAUUAUCACGACCAUCGCUAUCAUCAUUAUCGUCAUCAUCAUCACGAACAUUAUUAUCAUCAUCGUUAGCAUUAUCAUCACUAUCUUUAGCACCAUCAUCACUAUCAUCACGAAUGUCACUACUGUCAUCACCAUCAUCGUCACCCUUCCCGUUAUCAUCAUCGUUAUCAUCACUACCACCGACACUAUCGUUAUCAUCCUCAUCAAUAUCAUCACGAUUAUCACUAUCGCCACCAUUAUCACCACUAUCGUUAUCACCCGAAUCAUCAUCAUGAUCAUUAUCAUCAUUGUCAUUUUAAUGGCUACCAUAAUCAAGGUUAGCAUUAUUAUCAUUAACACAAUUACCAUCAUCACCGUAAAUGUGAUCAACGUCACCAUUAUCACCAUCAUCGUUCCCAUCGUCACCGUAAACAUGAUUAACGUCACCAUCAUCAUCAUCUCUACCGUUAUCACUGGCAUCGUUGUCACUAUCGUUAUUAUCGCCACCAUUACCAUCGUUACCACGACUAACACUAUCAGCAUUAUCAUCACCACCAUCAUCAACAGUACGAUCACAACGCCCGCAUUACCGUCAUUAUCAUCAUCACCAUCACCACUAUCACGAUUAUGA